Symbiodinium pilosum is the source of this 1071-nucleotide messenger RNA. NCBI's taxonomy places the organism in Eukaryota, Dinophyceae, Suessiales, Symbiodiniaceae. The record is from the annotation of a GenBank genome assembly.
AUGUUCCAGGCGCUGGAGAAGCUGCCCUGGACACGGGGUCGGACUUUUAGCUUCAUCGUGUCCAGCAUCAUUUUCCUGAACACAGUCUGGCUGGGCCUUGAAACGGAUUAUUACAACGAAAAGAGCUAUGAAAAUCAAGUUGACCCAUGGCGGAUAGUGAACUACACCUUUGUGGGCUUCUUUGUUAUUGAACUAGUAAUCCGAAUCUAUUCUCGGUCAUGGUGGCCGUUCAUUGCGGACAAUUGGAACAAGUUUGAUUUUGUGCUGGUGCUGCUGUCGCUGGCGGACACAUUCCUUCUGGAACAAAUUUCUGACAGUGCAGGUUCUUUGAGCUCGCUGCGGGUUCUCCGAGUGCUGCGCGUGGCGCGUGUUCUGAGACUUCUGCGCUUCUUUAAACCUCUCUGGCUGCUGGUGAUAGGUGCCGUUGAUGCUAUGCGAGCUUUGUUGUGGGCGUGGGUCUUGAUCUCCAUCCUCAUCUACAUCUUUGCCAUCCUGCUUACACGAAUCGUAGGUUUUGCGCACCAGGGCGCGACAAACGACGUUGACACAUACUUUGGAAACCUGCUUUACAGCUGUUUCACGCUCUUCCAGGUUAUGACCCUGGAGGGCUGGCCGGAUGUUGCCCGUGCAGCUACGGACGUAGAGCCCUGGGUUUGGAUUGUCUUCGUGGUUUUCUUGCUUAUCACCACGUUCUCCAUCAUGAAUAUGAUCGUAUCUGUGAUAGUGGAAAGCACCCUUGAAGCUGCCUUGGACCAGAAGCUGCAAGCCAUGCGCGACCAGGAGUACCAGACGACGAUGGCUGCUGUGAAAGUGGACGAGGUUUUCCGCCGUGCUGACGGAAAUGGUGACGGUCACAUCACAAAGGACGAGCUUAUGCAAGCGUUGCUUAAGCCAGACGUGCGAUUGUAUCUGCGGGAAGUUGGAAUCGACAUAACGAAUGCGGAGUUCAUCUUUGACGUUAUUGACUACGACGGCUCUGGGGAGCUGGAGUACAAGGAGUUUGCCUUGGGCCUGGUCAAGGCUCGCGGCGAGGCGAAAGCACAGGAGAGGGAGCGGAAGAAUACAAUUUAG